UAAAAAAUGCACAUCUUGGUUGCAGUUACCAACCUGACUGGUUGCUUGUGAUCUACAUGUUCGGAAGAGUUUCUUUCUGAUUUGUCUUUCAUUCUGUCAUUUAAUGAAACCCCAGAAGGAAAUGACUGAGGCGGAGCCAUUGGUGUAAUGGGGACUGGGUUUUUGAUUGACUCAUCUUUUUCGCCUUGACUGAAGGUUGUACUUCGCGUGGGAUCAUGCUGUUGGAAUUUUACACGUUUGUUUAACUUUUGAUUAUAGUUACAGACGCGCGGGUUGCCUUCGUUACGUUUGACACACGAAGACCAAAGGAUUUGCAAGGAGGCCAGAGAAGGGGAAAAAGGAAGUUUAUUUUAAGCAUUUAAAGCUGACUCCAUUAAUUAUUCUUUUUCCAAUAUUCCGUGUGAAAAAUUCAAUAAACAUGGAGUGCUAAAAUCCACCAAAGGGGGUGUCUUUAUUUUGGGAGAGAAUUCUGAAUUAAAAUGUAACUCACUUAACAUUUCCUGGGAAAACCAGAGAAGUUUUUUUUUUUUCUCUCUCUUUCUUUUUAUUUGAUCAUCCUAAAACUGUUAAACUUUGAGUGUUUUUACCAAAAUUAGUGGGACUUGCAUUACAUAAUGUGCAGAAGAGCUAAGAGUCUCCUGCUAUGUUACCAAGACACUGGUUUUAAAAAAGAAAAACAAAUUAGUUGGAAAACUCCAGGUAGUUAUCAGAUUUCAAAUUUUUUAUUUAGAUGCUAUGUUCUAAAGUGAUUUUUUAAAAAAUACAUCAUGAAAAAUGUAUUGGCCAAGUCUCAUGGUAAGCCAGUGUCUGCAUAUAUAAGUGAUGGAAUGAAAAGCAGCUGGUCUAAAGGUGUGCUGCCAAAGUCAAACAUGCCUAUUAAUGUCACAGGUAGCUAAUACUCAGUGUUUUUUGAGGUGCCCUGUUUUAUUUAUACUCUGUGGCAUAUGACAAGGACUAGUUAUGGUCUUUGAGACCAGUUUGAUGCUGUAAGAAAAUGAAACAAAUUGUAAGGCAAUAGUUGCUGAUUCUCAACCAUUUUAUUUUCAAUCUCAAUUUGGUGUUACUUCUUGUUGGUACCCUUGAGGGUUUGUUAGCAAUUUAUACAUCCUGAUUUCAGACAGCUGAGAUCUUGCUAGCAGACUAGGGUGUGUAGGUGACAUAUACAUAAAUUCAGUGUAAAUCAUAUUAUUCCAAAGUUUCUCCAUCAGUUCAGAAUUCUCUCCCAGAUAGACACCCCUUUUCUUAUUCUUGCACAAUGGAAGUCUUACAAAAUCCUUUCAUGAUGAACUUGAUCCGCAAUGGUGCACCUGUGGACUUGCACUAUGACUAUUCCUCUGAACUAUUUCGUAUUUCCACCUUUGCUAAGUUCCCUGCUAACGUUGGUGUUUCAGAGAGAAGCCUAGCUCGUGCUGGGUUUUAUUACACCGGUAUUGGUGAUAAGGUGCAGUGCUUCCUCUGUAACAUUACUUUGGAAAAUUGGCAGCCUGGAGAUUGCCCAGCUGAGAGGCACAGACGACAGUCCCCCAGCUGCACUUUCAUUCAAGGUAUCCCUUCCAGUGCCAGUCUUCUUUCUUCUUCACACUCUGCAUUUUCUCCACCUGUGCAAAGCCUUUCAGCUCUUCAGACAUCCACUUCUCCCCCAUCAAUCCAAAUAGAAGAUGAGUUGAGCUAUUUCAGUCACACAUUUUCUAGCAUGCCUUUGAGGAGUCUUGAAGAUUUGUGUCACCGCAGUAACCUCUCUUCCAACCUUAAUAUGCGUCGUGAGCAAGACCGAUUGGACACUUUCCAAAACUGGAAUGUAAGCAACGUAAUGCCUUCAGAAUUGGCCAAGGCAGGAUUUUACUAUACAGGACAGAGUGACAGGGUAAUGUGUUUUUCUUGUGGUGGAACUUUAAGUAACUGGGAACCAGGUGAUAGAGCAGUUGUAGAGCACCAGAGGCACUAUCCUCAGUGUCGCUUCAUGAGAGGAGAGAGAACAGAGAAUGUUCCUCUUACACCCCUAUGUGUGUCUAACCCUGUCAUGCAGCUUUAUGAAGAACGAUUAGCUACUUUCAUCAACUGGCCAACAAGGAUUCCUGUACGCCCUGAUCAACUAGCAAAAGCUGGCUUUUACUAUGUUGGUCGUAAUGAUGAUGUCAAGUGCUUUUGUUGUGAUGGUGGACUUAGAUGUUGGGAAUCAGGUGAUGAUCCUUGGGUUGAACAUGCUAAAUGGUUUCCAAGAUGUGAGUACCUUCUUCAAGAAAGGGGUCAAGAUUUUGUGCACCAGAUUCAAGCCAGAUUCCCUCGUCUCUUUGAACAGCUCCUUUCUAAUGGUGAUAACAAUUCUCGUGAGUUCUCAGAUCCUCCAGGGUUUGAAGAGGAAAGGUCCGAAGAUGCAGUUAUGAUGAACACACCAAUAGUUAAAGCAGCACUUGAGAUGGGAUUUGAGAGAAAUCUUGUAAAGCAAACUGUCCAAAGCAAAAUCUUAGCUACAGGAGAAAACUACAAAACUGUCCAGGAUCUUGUUACUGACCUACUUAGUGCUCAAGAUGAAAAAAGAGAAGAAGAAAAUGAACGAAUUGCAGAGGAAAUGGCUUCAGAUGGAUUUACCUUCUUGAAAAAGCACCGUGCUGCACUGACUCACCGUCUUAAAAGUGUUAAAAGUUUAAUGGAACAUUUGCUUGAGCAAUCUGUAAUUGCCCCAAAGGAGUACGAAGCCAUCCAUAGUGCCUCCUCAGACAAACAGACAGCGCAGCUUAUUGAUGUGGUUCUUUCUAAAGGAAAUGCAGCUUCUGAAGUUUUCAAAAACUGGAUCCAGAAAAAUGAUGUUUACUUGCUGAGGGAGUUAAUGGCACAAACAAAUGAUUCAUUUUCGCCAAGUCAAGAUAUAUCAGAUUUACCCAUGGAGGAACAGUUACGAAGGCUACAAGAAGAGCGUACCUGUAAAGUUUGUAUGGACAAGGAGGUUAAUAUAGUUUUUAUCCCUUGUGGACAUUUGGUUGUUUGUAAAGAGUGUGCACCUUCAUUACGCAAAUGCCCAAUUUGUAGGAGUGUUGUUAAGGGGACUGUACGCACAUUUCUGUCCUAGACUGAUUAAUAUUGAUGGAAUUUCUUACUCUUUGCCAUAAAAUCCAUCCAUGUCCACCAGCACUUUGGAAAUAUUGUGGGAAAGUUUUAAUUAAACAUUUCUUCAGUGUUUAAAUGCUACGUUCAGAUGUUAAAUUACAAAAUGCCUAUCCAUGGAAUACCAUUUUUACACAUUUCUGUAUCUUGCCUUUUGAGUUCCUUGUAUUGUCAUGGUUUGUGUGUGUAUGUGCGCAAAUGUUUUAAAAUUGGUGCCUUUUUUUAAGUGACAGGAUAUGUGUAAAAAGAAUUUGAUUAUCAUAUUAUAAUCAAAGAGUUGCGCUGUAAUCCCCAACUACCAGUACCUAAAUAUGAUUGAUGUAAUUACAGCUGGCCUUGCUUUGACUUUUUUAUUUGAAUGGAACAAAGUGCUUCCUAUCAAGACUUGUUUGUAUAGUCUUGAAUCACCAGCCACUUUCAAAGGAUUCAAUCUGUCUAGUAGAUUAAAUGACCAUAUUACUUCUGUGUUUCUAAAGUAUGAAUCCACAAAUAUAAAAUUAUGGUGUUCACUUUUAUUUUGGUUUGUGUGUCUAGUAAAGAGGAACAGAUUUUGCUUUCCAGGGUUACUUGUCAAAAUGUCACUUCCUUUUUUUUUCUUGUUUACACCUAUUUAUAAAAUGAAGUAGCAGUUUAUCAUAGGUUGUUACUCACACUUGGCAUUUCCCAUUUUAAGGAAACCCAUUCAUUAAGUAAACCACCUUGACCUCUUUCAGGGUCAUAGUGAGUUGUAGUAACAACACACAAGUCAAAUGAGCUGACAUGCACGUCAUGGAGAUAUGAGUCAGAAGCAGUUUUCAGAGAAACUAACAGAUACAGAUCAACAAGGGCCCUGCAUCUUGAGGCAGUCAUGUAAACAAUGGUACCAUCGCAACUUCAAAUCUUUCUAAGGAAAAAUGUAGUUAAAAUGAGAUCAACAAAAGUCCACAAAUAAGGCAUCUUGGCCUGAAAAGAAACAUGAGCUUUAGUAAACUACAUUGCUAUAUAUGUUUCUACAUUGGACUUGUUAAACGCAACACACUAAUGCUAAAUGUUGGUUUCAGAUGCAAACAGCCAAUGUUUUCUUUCUUGUUUUUUGUCAGCAUUUAUAAAAAAAAAAAAAUGUUUCUGAAAAUACACUGUUCAGCAGUACUCUAACUGGAAUGAGGCAGUUCUGUAUGGCCUGACCUUGGUCAGCAUGUUUAUUGUGUUAUCACAGUUUAGCGCACAUGUUGAAAGGCAAAGCUCAGCGCCGAGUCAGCUCAGGCCUGUUCUUGCCUUUAACCUGGAUUUAAUGUGAUGACUGUUCAUAACAGCAGACUUCCACAUUCUUGUAUACUGAAUGUCCUCUCACCUACUAGGUUGAUUGAUUUUUAUUUAUUUAAUUUUUUUAACACGUUACUCUUCCUUGAUUCAGAAGUAGUAAUUUUUUAUGUCAGUAGGGGAAAAAAGACCUCCAAAUAUGUAGAAAGAAACCAGGUGAAUUUAUAAACCGUGGGCUUAUUUAUGUGUUGCCAAAGUUGUCAUUCUAGUAUUCAAGAGGCUGCUUAUGACAUUAUAAAGCUCCACACCAUUUCGAAACGUUUUUUUAUCAGUUCACAAAAGCAAGAUAUUUAACUGAUGGCUUUUUUCAGUUCUGGAUAAUGGAGGAUGUUAUGUAUUUACAUAAAUUCUGUCAUGUCAUAAGUGUGUUGUCUAGCAUUCCAUAAUUUAUAUCUAAAGCUAACUUCAAACCUUACUGACUGAAGGUGAAUAACUAUACUUAAAUUAUAAGUUAGAUAUACAUACGUAGUUUAGGAACAACAGAAAAAUAAAGAAAUCAGACCUGCCAUUACAUCUCAGUGGCAAAUAGCUGAUCAUAAAUUAGGUAGACCAUUCGGGCUCACAUAGACUACCCGAGUAUGUUGAUGCAUCAGGUUAACUGCUCAACUACGUGAAGGUGAACAGUUUGUUUCCAUCUGGUCAAACUUACUCAUUUCCGCAUACAGUUUUCAAACAGAUCAUCCUAGAUGGAACAUCUAAGCUCGAUGCUUGAAUUUCUAUUGACAUUCAAGAGCUUAAGUGAAGUAAAAUCUAAUCAUUUGUAAACCUACCAAGUAGAUGACUGGAUGGACCUUCAGGCUGGGCAGUCAGAAUCAAGAUUAUAGAAAAUUUGUGACUUUGCAUUUUUUUUAUUAAGUUAAAUAAAACUACAGUAAAUGUU
This is a messenger RNA of Polypterus senegalus (gray bichir), 5281 nucleotides long. It is a transcript of the gene birc2, whose product is annotated as baculoviral IAP repeat containing 2. Gene Ontology annotation, biological process: regulation of apoptotic process. Lineage: Eukaryota; Metazoa; Chordata; Cladistia; Polypteriformes; Polypteridae. The record is from RefSeq and is a predicted model, not a curated record. The coding region runs from base 1256 to 3067 and encodes 603 amino acids. The transcript is spliced from 9 exons.